CAACAACUAACAAUCAGCCACAAACCAACCUCAAAUGAAAUAAAAAUGCAGAAAAUGUACAUUUCUUUGAGCUAUUAGCAUUUACUAUUUGGUAAAACUUAUGUGAACUAUUUUAAAUCCCUGGAAAUUUAAGGGAUACAACAGUUAUUUCUAUAAAUGUGUACACAUUUUAUUUAGUACCAUAUGAAUAUGAACACUUACCCAAGAGUUCAUGACGGCCCGCUAUGCUCACCACUUGACAGAAUGUGACUUAGAUAACACAUGCUACCUAUAUAUACUGAUUAGAUACAUUACAGAUGCUGAUCAAUUUGGCAGAUCUACUUUUUUCACUAAUACUUUCCUAAAGGUCAGACAGCGACUUUAAUGAGCUGGUCGCAUACCACACACCGGGAAGGACGGUCAUAACAACUCUUCCAUUCAAGAAUUAUUGAAUAAGCAGCAAAUUGGUUUGGCCCAUAAUGAACACUAAGAUGAACAUAGUCAUUAUAAAAUGAGAUGAAACCUCGGAUGUGUCAUCUCACGACAAAAUAAGUGGCCGUGUGAAGGCCGAGGAACCUCUCAACUCAUACGUUGUUAAGAAGGCUUGCAAUCGUCUCUCUGUUGUCGAACUAGUAGCUGCUAUGUACUCACUGGUGUUCUGUAUUGUUCUACUAAAUGUCCUGUCUCAACUCUACGCUUUUCCAUCUUCUACAUUACCAAGAUUGCCCGAUUCAAGCCCAAUCAAGAUAAAAUUGUUAUCAGAAGACACUAUAUCUAAGACAAUGACUAACAGAAUUCGUCGUAAAGUGCCAGCGUCCUCAUAUUUUCUGAGCAAAGACACUCCUAUAUCAAGAACAGGACAAUCUGGAGCUCCAAAUUCGGUAGCUCUUCCACCGCCAUCACCUUUGGAGUCGUCAUAUGGGCCUGGCAGCCCUAGCAGCCAGAGCGAUAAGUACCGUCCUGAUGGAUCUUUCUCUUACAGCUAUAACACAGAUAACGGAAUAUCUACAAAUGUGAAGGGAUACCAGAAAAACGUUGCGGGUAAACAAGGACAAGCUAUGGAGGGACAAUAUUCUUACACGUCACCAGAAGGAAGACCUAUACUUACACUCUGGUACGCGGACGAGACAGGUUUCCAUGCUCAGGGGGCUCAUUUACCCUUAUUCACCCUGCGUAAUGGAUAAGGACUUAGUGGAUCUUGAAAUGUACUGGACUUAAUUGAUUGACUCUAAGAAUAAAAAAUAAAUCCAAAUUAUAUAUAUGAAUGUCUUAUAUUGUGCUGUAUUUAACAAAUUUCUUAGUUAAUAUUACGCAGUUAACGUAGGAUUAUAACCAUAUUACUAACCAAAUAUUUAAAAUUUAGAUAUUAUUCUUUUAAAAAUUAUACAUAUAUUUCGAGCAUCUAGUGUAUAUUAAAUAGUAUACAUUAUAUUUAAAUGUUAAUUAUAUAAUAUGAAACACUGUGUAUGUUAGAUUGAAACAAAGUUUGUAAUUAACCAAUUAUAUAUGUAAUUUAGACCUUAAGUACAGAAAUAUUAGAAUUUUUCUCAUAAUUAUUAUAAUAUUAUUGGUUAGAAUUAAAUAUGUACAUAGAAAUACGAUAAAUAUUUUAUUAAUCGAUAGUAUAAGAAAAGUUGUGCAAUAAAUUGCAUUUUUUAAUUUACUGUAAUGCUCUGUUUUGUUGAAUACUUUAAUUAAACGUCUU
Molecule: messenger RNA, 1684 nt
Organism: Homalodisca vitripennis (glassy-winged sharpshooter)
Lineage: Eukaryota; Metazoa; Arthropoda; Insecta; Hemiptera; Cicadellidae
Product: endocuticle structural glycoprotein SgAbd-1-like
Exons: 4
Coding region: 621-1163 (180 amino acids)
Cellular component (GO): chitin-based extracellular matrix
Molecular function (GO): structural constituent of chitin-based larval cuticle
Source: RefSeq, a predicted model, not a curated record